AUGCAGUCCAUACUCACAACACUUUCCCUUCUGAGUCUCAGCCUCUCAUCAACGGCACUCGCCCUCUCUCCAAACCGCACCUUGGCCCCCGUCGUGACGAAUAACCGCGCCAACGCUCUGUACGAAGCCACGCUCCCGACCAGACAGAACACCACCCUCCGCGGCUGGAUCACACUCUUCGCACCCCCACAGGGAGUCGGCGUCAAAGUCCACGCCGACUUCUGGGGUAUCCCCGAAAAUGAAGCUCUAGCAUACUACAUCCACGAGAACCCCGUCCCCGCCGACGGCGACUGCUACAGAACCGGUAACCCCUUCGACGCCUACCGACGCGGGGACAAGACCGCCUGCAACAUGACGAGCCCGCAGACCUGCCAAAUCGGCGACCUGAGCGGGAAACACGGGCCCAUUGUCACAGCGGAUGAUCAGGGAUUUGAAACGCGGUACACUGACCUCUACCUAUCGACGGAGCCGGGUGAGCCUGCCUAUUUUGGGAAUCGGUCGAUAGUCGUGCAUCGGUUGUCGGAUCGUGCGAGGUUAAAUUGUGCGAAUUUUGUGCUGGUGGCUCGACCGGAAAUGCCGGUUGCUCUGAAGGGCUGA
Messenger RNA from Aspergillus thermomutatus, 597 nucleotides. Its product is annotated as putative cytosolic Cu/Zn superoxide dismutase. The transcript has 2 exons. Gene Ontology annotation, molecular function: metal ion binding. NCBI's taxonomy places the organism in Eukaryota, Fungi, Ascomycota, Eurotiomycetes, Eurotiales, Aspergillaceae. Gene Ontology annotation, biological process: superoxide metabolic process. The coding region runs from base 1 to 597 and encodes 198 amino acids. The record is from RefSeq and is a predicted model, not a curated record.